Messenger RNA from Aplysia californica (California sea hare), 680 nucleotides. RefSeq lists its product as uncharacterized. Bases 4 to 564 code for a protein of 186 amino acids. The record is from RefSeq and is a predicted model, not a curated record. The transcript is spliced from 2 exons. Lineage: Eukaryota; Metazoa; Mollusca; Gastropoda; Aplysiida; Aplysiidae.
AUCAUGUGGCUGGUCCCGGAGAGAAAUGUGGGCGUCUUCAUCGCCACCAACGGUCAGAAACAUUCGGACAUGCCUGUGGCCACCAUGCAGGCUCUCGCCUACUACGCCACCGACCUCUUGCUGGGACUCGAACCCUGGAUCAACAAGACCGCUCUCUGCACGUUCCCCUCGCCCUGGGCUGAACCCCUGGAAUUUCCUGAUGUCCAAUUCUCCCCCAAAACCAGCGACUUCGCGCUCACAGACUACCACGGCACGUACUCCAGCCCCCUGCUGGGCGUUCUCCAUAUAAGGAAGUCAGACACCGGCGCCAACAGCCUGUCCUUCUCAAUGGCUGACGUCAAGGGCGAGCUACUUCCGGAAGGAGGGAACGUCUUCCGGUUGUUCUUGAGCGGCCGCCACCGAUACAUGACCAGUCCCAAGGAGGGGAAACACCCGAUCCCUUUUGCCAGACUUUUCUUUGAGUUCAAGGGUCCUGAGUGUGUCGGGGUCAAAGUUCCUGAUUCUAUAUUUGGAGGGGCCCCUGUCGAUUUUACCAAAAUUCCUGACGCAAAGGAAGAGUUGUGAAUGAAAAAUAUUACAAAGGAAAACAUCGAGGAGUGAAUGACUGAAGACAUCAUCUCAUCAAACUGCAACAUUGUCUCGCAAUAUUAUUAUCAUUUUAAUGUUUGGUCGCUUUUAAA